AUGUCGCAACCAUCUGCGCCUACGCCUUCAGCGCAUCGCGCAUCGCGCUCCAUCCCUUUCACACCCGGCCGUCCAGCGGCGCACCGUAGCGCGGCGAUGAGUGCCAAGCAGUACGAUCGAUACUUGCGUCGCUUGUCGGCCGUGCAGCAAUCAACUCGUCGCGCUAUGCGGUCUCACGCAGACGAGACGCUCGAAGAAGAAAAUGGGACAGGCACAUGGGCACUCGACGCGUCAGAUGCGACACCAGUGGCUCGUACGCCGCAUGAACGUGCAAAGCCCUUGCCGCCUGUCAUUCGUCAACUGGAACGGCCUACGUCGUAUACCGAGGCACGUCCAGCCGUCGCACAUACGCAUGCGCCGGAGUCAUAUUUGAACGAAGCCUCGUUUGUGCUCAAUCCCUUGAGUGGUCGCCUUCCUACGCUCAGCCCACGCAAACUCCAGCGCCCUCGCGUCUACGAUGUGGACGAAGGGCCCACAACGCCCGCAGCACCUACAUCUCCCACACGCUGCAUUGCUCUGGCCUCCAUUGAUACGACGCUGCAAGAUGUCGUCCUUGUGGAAGAUUUGCUCUACGUCCUGGUCGGCAUUGAAGGCAACUAUGUCCAGUUCGCCCCGGACUACAAACCUGAAGACCUUGGGCAUAGGCUGAAUGGCGCGCGCUUCGUGCUCGAUGCAGCCCUGGAUCCGUCGUUGCGUGAGAUGGUCGAGCGCAUUUUACCGCUGGCCAGCUAUUAUACCUCGAUUUACACGUUUGUCGAAUGCGAGUCGGGCCUCGAGUACGGUACGGUGAUGCAUGCGCUGUGCGCAGCAAUCCGCCAGCAGCUGCAGUCGUAUGAAGAGCUGGUCGCGCAUAUGGAAGAGCGAUUCCUUCGAUCGCCCGAUUUCACAUUGCAGCAGCUGUGGCUCGCGAUGCAUCCCAUGCUCCGUACUUUCAGCCUGAUCCAUGCCCUGACCUCGGAGAUCGCUAGCAUCACGCAUGCCGAUGUACUGCCACGCGACGAAGAAGAGGCAGCGUCAGAAGGCGAUGCAUCCGACGAGAGCCUCGAGAGCGAUACGUCGCAGCUGGAGCGGGAUCGACGUGCACUCCUGGGCCUCGACGAUGGCUUGGAGGACGAUAUUAUCGGCGGGAUCGUCAAGGGCGGUGAGGUUCUAUCUAUGCUCUGGGACCGACUUACGCAGCUGGGCGGUGAUCCCAACGCGCAUGCGCUGUACUUGGAACUGUUCCGCGAAGCGUCGCAGCCAUAUGCACGAACACUCCUGCGUUGGAUUACCAGCGGCGUACUUCUUGAUCCGUACGAAGAGUUUAUGGUCGUCGAAGAUGCACGCGUCACUCGCGCCUCCCUGGAAUCGGACCCCACGGAUGAGUACUGGGAGCGGCGGUACAUGUUGCGGGACGAGCGAUACUUUGCGCAGCGUGAGCAGCUGGCGCGGGACGGAGAGCCUGUCGACGAGCAAGUAGACGAGGCUAGAGGCGCACUCACAGGCGGUGCCAAGAUCCCUGCGUUCCUCGAGGCGUGGAAGCACAAGAUCCUUCUGGCCGGUAAGUACCUGAAUGCGAUUCGCGAGUGUGGACUUGACGUGUCCAACGUCGAGUCAGAACGUGUACAUGCGCUCUUUGGAUCGCAAGAUGCACAUGUCGAGUCGUACUUGGCCAUGGACGCGAAGCUGGAACGUGUCGUGAUGGACGACGAUGCGUUUUCGACUUGCAUUGAGCUGGCGUACCAACGAGCGAAUGCAGCAUUGUUGAGUCUCUUGAAGAAGGACAAGGACAUCAUCGCACGCUUGUGCUCCCUGAAACACUAUUUCUUCUUUGCUCAGGCCGAUUUCCUGCAAACGUUUUUGGACCAAUCACAGCAUGAACUGCGCAAGCUGGUCGACCCACAGCGGAUACGCGAGACGACGCUCCUCCGGCUUCAGACGCAGCUGGAUAUGGCUCUGGGCAGUUCAGAUAGCGUCGGGUUCCUCGAUCCGUAUCGAGAGGAACUGCGCGUCGACUUGGCCAAGGAGCGGGCGUACGAUCAGCUGCAGCGUAUUGCGGAUACGAAGGGCGUCGUGGAAGUCGCCAAGCUACGGGCCAAACAGCUUGCAGAGCGGCAGCAGCACGGCACACGCGAAGUGGCCAUGUACCUCUUGCAGUUUGACGUGCAUGUCCAGUUCCCUGUAUCGCUGGUCAUUUCGAAGAAAAACAUAUUGCGUUGGCAGUUCCUUCAUCGGUGCCUCUUGCUCCUCAAACUGCUCGAGCGAGCCCUCACCGAAGUCUGGGUCGACCAAACGCUGCCUGCCUGGCGACGCAAGGACCGCCGACCCUACGCGGCACCGCUCGAGCAGUGGAAAAUGCGUAUUCACCUACUACGUCAACGUAUGCUGCUGCUGGUCCAGCAGCUUCUCGCGUUUUAUACCACGGAAAUCCUCGAGCCUAACUGGCACGAUUUGAUGGCCAAGUUGGAGCGUGCGCGCUCUGUUGACCAAUUCAUGAAGCAUCACUUCGACUUCUUAAAUACAUGCCGCAAGGAAUGUAUGCUAACGGACUAUCGCUACUUGGAAUGUCAUCGCAAACUAAUGAAUACGAUUACUGCGUUCACGGAGAGUCGCAUACGAUUGGCGGAGCAGUACGAGAGAAUACAGGCCGCUGUGGAUACCUGGUACGAGCAGAACGAAGCUGCAUCUGCACCACCUCCGCCUGUGCUACCGGAGAACGAUGUCCUGACAAAGAUUGAGGCGAGUUGGCACAAGCACGCACGGACCUUCCGUGACGUGGUCAAUUUCCUAUCAACCACAGACAAUCCAGCGGCGCUCCCGUUGGCGUACCGUCUACAAACAUGGCUACAGUCGUAG
Molecule: messenger RNA, 2835 nt
Organism: Malassezia pachydermatis
Lineage: Eukaryota; Fungi; Basidiomycota; Malasseziomycetes; Malasseziales; Malasseziaceae
Product: gamma-tubulin dgrip84 spc97 component
Exons: 1
Coding region: 1-2835 (944 amino acids)
Biological process (GO): mitotic cell cycle; microtubule nucleation; spindle assembly
Cellular component (GO): equatorial microtubule organizing center; centrosome; gamma-tubulin small complex
Molecular function (GO): gamma-tubulin binding; microtubule minus-end binding
Source: RefSeq, a predicted model, not a curated record